Hypoxylon trugodes is the source of this 1717-nucleotide messenger RNA. RefSeq names its product cytochrome P450. The transcript is spliced from 5 exons. Bases 76 to 1611 code for a protein of 511 amino acids. NCBI's taxonomy places the organism in Eukaryota, Fungi, Ascomycota, Sordariomycetes, Xylariales, Hypoxylaceae. Gene Ontology annotation, molecular function: heme binding; oxidoreductase activity, acting on paired donors, with incorporation or reduction of molecular oxygen; monooxygenase activity. The record is from RefSeq and is a predicted model, not a curated record.
CGUUGCUAUACCACAACGCGUUUGUCACUGACCUUCAUUUUUAGUUCCAGUUGAUUUAUAAUAGUCCUUUGGGAAAUGAUAACCAUGAUCAACUUUAUUAUCACAUAUGUUAGCACAGUGCUCGUCCUCUAUUAUACAUAUGUCUUCGGUCUCUGCCUUCUGUUUCACCCACUUCGAAAGUAUCGUGGUCCACUUGCCGCAAGGGUUUCGUAUGCAUACAGCGGCUAUUUCGCUCUGAAAAGGAAUCUUCACCUAAAGAUUCACGAAACUCAUUCAGAAUUAGGUCCCGUAGUGAGGCUAGCUCCAGACCGCCUAGUAUUUAACACCAUUGAGGCUUUACGAGAUAUUUACCAGAAUGAGAAAAUCACCAAGUCCCACGUCUAUACCGAAGCGCAACAGGGUCAACAUAAUGUAUUCAUCACGACGGAUAAAGCCAAGCACCGACCAAAACGGAGACUCAUCGGCCGAGUCCUCUCGGAGCAAUCGAUGAGGGUAUUUGAGCCUACUAUGAAGGAGCUAAUCGAUAGGUUCCUCAAACAGUUGUUACUCUCGAACAGGGGACCGGUGAAUAUGACACAUACUUGUCGAUACCUAGGCCUCGAUAUUGCUGGGCAGCUUGGCUUUGGUUAUGACUUAAAGCUUCAGACGGAGGAUACGAAUAGGUUCCUGACGGAUAUACUCUCUCUGGGAAGUUUCCGGAUCAACCUUUACAUGCAGUUUCCGCUAAUGGCGAAAGUUCGACCUGAAUUGUUGAUGGGACUAUUUCCUAGCCAACCGCGACAGAAAUUCAUGGGGGUGGUAAAGACGAUGAUAUCAUCUCGGCUCGCCCAGCCUUCAGACGCCAAACAAGACUUACUGUCUGUUUUCAAGGACAAGGCAAAUAUUGAUAUUGAAAAUAUCAAACAAGAAGAGCUCUGGACUGAGGCGCUUUUCUUCUUCCCAGCAGGUGGCGAAACUACCGCGACUGCGAUGGCAGCUUGCUUCUUUUAUCUAUCGCGAAAUCCAGAGUGUUACCAGACCCUUGUCGAGGAAAUUCGAACGACGUUCAAUUCAGGUGCUAAGAUCCACAACGGGCCACGCCUUGCGGGCUGUCGGUAUCUGCGCGCGUGUAUUGACGAGUCUCUCCGAAUGUGUCCCCCGGCUCCCGGGACAUUAUGGCGCGAGCCAGUAGCGGAGUACAAGAACCAGCCCUUCGUCGUGGAUGGACAUGUCGUACCUCCCGGGACCCAGGUUGGCGUGAACAUAUACAGUCUCCACCACAAUGAAAAGUACUUUCCCAAUUCUUUCGAAUUCCAACCUGAGAGAUGGUUGGGAGACAAUAAGGAUAUGGUACACAAAGCUUUUGCGGCAUUCUCGAUUGGGUCCCGUGGCUGCGCCGGGAAGGCGAUGGCGUACCAUGAGGUUAGUUUGGUCCUAGCCAAGACCCUCUGGUAUUUCGAUUUCGAAGUAGCGCCUGGAAAGAUAGGAGAGCUUGGAGCUGGGAAGCCGGGAAUCGCCGGAGCAAGAGGUAGGCAAGGCGAAUUCCAGGUGUAUGAUACAUUUUCUGCAAGCCAUGAUGGGCCGAACCUCGUGUUCCAUCCGCGAGACGAUCUUUGCAAUGAAUUAGUUUGAUGUCGAUUUAAGGGAUUGGGUCUUGUAUGUAUAAGUUGAAUGAAAACACACCACUUUUCCAUUGUUAACAACAAGAAGGAUUAAGGCUAUGAAGUUAGCGGGUAGU